Messenger RNA from Jatropha curcas, 3748 nucleotides. The record is from RefSeq and is a predicted model, not a curated record. Lineage: Eukaryota; Viridiplantae; Streptophyta; Magnoliopsida; Malpighiales; Euphorbiaceae.
GAAAGCGGGGAAAAAAAAAAAAAACCAUACGCACAUUUUCCUUCUUUUGAACGGUAAGUGAACCCAAUUCCACACGUCUCUUUCAAGCACUCCCUCUCUCCAACCAUCACAUAAUUCCUCAACAAAGCCUAUCUCUCUUCGGUUCGCCGCAUGGCCUCAUCAAAGCAGCGUGGAUCGACGUCGUUCAGAGACCACUCCUCCGACUCCGAGAAGAUGGAGAGCAGCGGUGGCUGGGACGACGCCCUCGAUUGGCUCAAGCUUGAGCAACCUGUCUCGCGCUCGGUUUCGCAUCAUGCGAAUUACAAGUGUUUACUUGAGGCUGAGCGGGUUAUGGUUGAGGGUCGUGGUGUUGUUCUUGUUAAUACCGAUGAGGCAGGUACCUUGAUAGUGACUAAUUUUCGACUUAUUUUUAUGAGUGAAGGGACUGAAAACAUAAUUGCACUUGGCACAAUUCCAUUGGCAACAAUUGAAAAGUUCAACAAAAUGUUUUUGCUUAGGGGGAAUGCAGAUGAAGAUAAAGUUGGUUUCCUUGGAAGGCAAUUUGGAAGAAAAGAUUGACCAGUUAAUCUUCAAAAUUAGUGAAAUUAAAGUUAACAGAUCUGCUACAGCCCAUUGACUGCCUUCCAUUGCAUUAUGUUUGGGUUGGAUAAUUGUACAUAUGUAGUAAUUUAUUCUUCAGUAAUCAUGCUACUUUUAGUUCCUUAGCACAAAAACUUUUUCCAAUAUGUUGUUUAAAUGUUUUAUGCAGGCCGAUUUAGAUGCUAUUCGUGAAUCAUAUUUAAGGAACCAUAAGCAUACAUUUAAGAUGUUAAAAAAAUGUAUUGAAUGGAAUUUCCUUGCCUUACAAAAUUUGAAGCAUGUUCUGACGAAAUAAACCAGUGUUUAUUCUCUAGGUUAUAAAGAAUCAAUCUGCUCCUCGUCAAUCCGAGAAGACUCCUUCACGCCGACUUCUCCAGGUCAUUGGAAAAGACAUGAGAAUUGUUGUCUUUGGUUUCCGCCCAAGAACAAAACAGAGACGUGUUAUAUUUGAUGCAUUGAUGCGGUGCACGAAGCCUUUAAGACUCUGGGAUCUUUAUGCUUUUACUUGUGGACCUUCAAAAUUCAGUAAUACUAACCCAAAAGUGCGCUUGCUGAAUGAGUACUUUCGUCUUCUUGGAAAAGGCUCCCUUCGUGCAUCAAUGGAAAUGAUAGAACAUGGAUCUUAUGCAUUGUCCAAUGAGUUAUGGAGGAUCAGUACUGUGAAUUGCAACUAUACCAUGUGUCAGAGUUAUCCAUUUGCUCUGAUUGUUCCAAAAUCCAUUAGUGAUGAAGAAGUGCUCCAGGCGUCCAGUUUCCGUGCCAGGUGCCGAUUACCAGUAGUUUCUUGGUGUCAUCCUGGAACUGGGGCAGUCCUUGCACGUUCAUCUCAGCCUUUAGUUGGUCUUAUGAUGAAUAUGCGGAGCAACACAGAUGAAAGGCUUGUUGCAGGACUGUGCACUCAACUUGGCGGUGCAAGGGGGCGAAGAAAGCUAUACAUUGCUGAUGCAAGACCCAGAAAAAAUGCUUUGGCCAAUGGAGCAAUGGGAGGUGGCUCAGAGUCAUCUUCUAAUUAUUUUCAAUCUGAGGUUGUUUUCUUUGGAAUAGACAAUAUUCAUGCAAUGAGAGAGUCUCUUUCUCGGCUUAGAGACUAUGUAGAUACUCACGGCACCACCUCAUCAGAUGGAUUGUCAUCAUUUUUGAGACAUGGUGGUUGGACCUGGGGAGGGGGCAAUCUCAGCAGUAUGUCUGCUUCUGUAUCAACUCUUGGUGACACUGGUUGGCUGAUACAUGUUCAAAGCGUCUUGGCUGGUUCCGCUUGGAUUGCUGCACGUGUGGCUUUGGAAUCAGCAUCGGUACUUGUACAUUGCAGUGAUGGAUGGGAUAGAACUACCCAGUUAAUUUCACUAGCUAAUUUGUUGCUUGACCCAUACUACAGAACAUUCGCUGGGUUUCAGGCACUUAUUGAAAAGGAUUGGCUAGCAUUUGGACAUCCAUUUGCAGAUCGUGUGGGAAUGCCUACUGUAUCUGGAGGUGGCAAUGUGGCUGUUGAAUUAUCUCGGCAGUCUUCUGCUGGAGGGCUUUCAUCAUCACCUUCGCGCCAGGCAUCAGGAUCACUCACAUCCCAAAACCCUAGUUCCUCUCAUGGGCAGAACAACUUUUCUCCCAUAUUUUUGCAGUGGGUUGACUGUGUCUCCCAGUUGUUGCGAAUGUACCCGUUUGCUUUUGAGUUCUCCUCGGCUUUCCUGGUGGAUUUGUUGGACUGUGUCCUUUCAUGCCGUUUUGGGAACUUCUUCUGCAAUAGUGAAAAGGAGAGACAGGAAGUUGGUGUAUCUGAAGCUUGUGGAUGCUUGUGGGCCUAUUUGGCUGAUUUGCGUUCUUCCAGAAGGUCUCACGUGCACUAUAACUUUUUCUAUGAUCCUCAGAAACAUGAUGGUCCAUUGUUGCCUCCUGCAGCAGCUUUGGCACCCACUCUUUGGCCACAAUUCCAUCUUCGAUGGGCUUGUCCCUCAGAAGCCCAAUCUGGGGAGCUUGAAGCUAGAUGUAGGAACAUGUCUAUGAAAUUUUCCGAACUUCAAAAGGCAAAAGAAGUGGCAGAAAGGAAGGCUAAAGAAAUCACAAUUGCGAUGGAGUCAUUAUCUGCAGAAUUACAGACUGAGAAGCAGCUUAGUAGCUCUGCUAUGGCCUUGGCCAACAGAGCUGGCAAGGAAAAUGCAGCAAUAAAGAGAGCCAUCCAGUCAUUGGGAUGCAAGGUUAACUUUGCAAGAAGUGGUGAUAUGACCAAUAUGGAAACAAACCCCUUAGGAACUCAACAGAAACUUGUGCAUUCUUCCUCAAGAGGUCCGUUAUCCGAUGAUAAUCUGCGGCACAAUGACAAGUCAGAUCUCUCUGUUUCGAUUUCGUUUGUGACUGAUGAUGUAGUUUCUGACAAUCCUAUUGGUCAAGUGUGUGAAGGUUUAUGUCCAUUGCGUGCAAGGGAUGGAGGUUGCCGCUGGCCAGAUGCAGGUUGUGCUCAAUUAAGCAGUCAAUUUGUUGGGCUAAAAGCAAACUUCGAUGCUUUUGACAGGCUUUCUAUUUAUGAUAGUUAUUUUGAGACAGAAUGAAGACUGAGGUAAAAAUUUUCCUUGCGCGGCCUCGAGGAAUCAAUUUUUGCCAUUUUAUCAGAUCAGGUUCAUCUUAAAAGAUUAAAGAUAGAUUUUGAAUCCUUAUUGGAAGGAGAAAUUUUAUUACAGAUAUUUAGCGAGAAAAGCAUUAGGCGAACAGCACAUUAAGGUAGACCCUCGUAUUAAAAUGGGUCUCGGGACUGUUCAUACAUAGUAUAUAGAGUUAGCUGUAAAGAAUCUUCUAGAUUUAUUCAUUCCCGGAGAGCAGAAGCUCGAGGUGAUAUAUCGAAGUCUACCGUGGCAAUCUAGUUCUUGAUCCUCCUGUUUAUCAGGUCAGUGUAUUACCAAUCAUUUUUUUCCAUAACAACAUUUGUUUGUGUACAGGUUCCCAGUUUUUGUCGGGGAAACGGUCUAAAUAUAUUUUACUAUACAUGUCUACGAAGCAACAAUUUGUAUUUAAUAAGGUUGAUCAAUUUGUAUUUUAGUAAUGUUCUUGGGUGGGAGUUUUCUUUUGUUGAGGUUUCCUUCAGUAAUGAUGGAAAUAGAAAUUUUGGCUAUGGCUAGGGGGACGUAUACCGUUUUAUUCUUAAUUAUGUAUUAGUAGAAAACUAAAAUGUUGAAUUAUUAAA